Nicotiana attenuata is the source of this 2053-nucleotide messenger RNA. RefSeq names its product two pore potassium channel a-like. Lineage: Eukaryota; Viridiplantae; Streptophyta; Magnoliopsida; Solanales; Solanaceae. Gene Ontology annotation, biological process: potassium ion transmembrane transport; stabilization of membrane potential. Bases 501 to 1562 code for a protein of 353 amino acids. The record is from RefSeq and is a predicted model, not a curated record. The transcript has 3 exons. Gene Ontology annotation, molecular function: potassium ion leak channel activity. Gene Ontology annotation, cellular component: plant-type vacuole membrane.
GGUGUUAUGAACAAUACAAGGUCUUGAAAUUUAGGUUUUAGGUUUAAUAAUUGAGAUUGAUAUCAAAGUUAGUCACACAAAAGAACGAUUCUAUUUAUGCCUCUGAGUUUCAAAUGUAUGAAUUUAUGUUUUUUCCUCGUAUUAUGCUAGAAAUGCCGAGGGUUUAUUGGGAACAGUCUCUCUACCUUCAUAUGCUACAGUUAAGGUCUGCGUACACACUACCCUCCCCAGACUCCACUAUAUGAGAUUACACUAGUUUGAUUCGACACAUAAUUGGAAGCAUGUCCUUUUGCUGUCAUCAGAGGCGGACUUACGUGUUAUGUUGAGGGGUCACCGGACCUCGUAAACUUCGGCAGAAAUCUUGUAUAUGUGUGUAUACCUUGAACAUGGUUAAUUUGAAUUACUUGGCACCCUCAGUGCUAAAAGCCUCUCGGCGGCAUUGAUUGUACAAAAUAUUGUGCCCCGAUCGCGUUAAAAUCUUGGUUCCACCUCUGAUUGUCAUGGAUAAAGGUGAUGUUGAACAACCUCUACUACGAAGCCAUGUAAAUUCUUCGAUUCGAUUUAGUGAUAUAAACUCUUUCAAGCGAAGGCGAACACAAUCGAGCAGCAGUACUGGUAAUAUCAGUCAUAUACCUCAGACAAAUAAUGAGGAACUGUUUCAUUCCUCUGAGUCCAUUGCAACAGAGAGAUUUAGACUCAGGUCUGUGCUCUUAUUUUUGGCUGUCUAUAUAGGCGUUGGAGCGAUUUGCUUCUUCAUAAUCAGGGAUCAAAUCGAAGGAAAAAAGACUAAUGGAAUUCUUGAUGCAAUAUACUUGUGUAUUGUUACAAUGACUACUGUUGGAUAUGGUGAUCUUGUUCCUAAAAGCAUCUUAGCUAAGCUACUCGCGUGUAUUUUCGUCUUCACGGGCAUGGCUCUUGUUGGAUUUGUUCUAAGUAAAGCAGCAGAUAGUUUUCUUGAGAGGCAGCAAAUCCUGUUUCUCAAAGCCAUAAAAAUGAGGAAAAAUUAUAGCAGUUCAAAUGAGGUGUUGAAAGAGGUUGAAACGAAUAUCGAAAAGUACAAGUUUUUAAGUGCAUUGGCACUUCUUGUGAUGUUUACUAUACUUGGAACAAUUUUUUUAAACCAAGUUGAGGAUCUGAGUUUGUUUGAUGCUUUUUAUUGUGUCUGUGCUACUAUUACUACUCUGGGAUAUGGAGAUAAGAGCUUUUCGACAAAAUGGGGGCGUUUAUUUGCUUCGUUUUGGAUAUUGUUGAGCACGAUUUGUUUGGGUCAGUUGUUUUACUCACUUGCUGAAUUAUACACAGAACAAAGGCGAAAAUCUAUGACCAGAUGGGUUCUAACUCGGGAGUUGACGAAUUCAGACCUGCAGGCAGCAGAUCUUGAUCAUGACAGUGAAGUAAGUGCUGCAGAGUUUAUUGUCUAUAAACUUAAAGAGUUGGGGAAGAUAACUGAGGAAGAUGUCUGUGUAGUAAUGGAGAGCUUUAAAAUGCUUGAUGUUGAUCAUUCAGGCACAUUGACUGAAAAGGAUAUUGCAUUAUUACACUCGUCAAGAUCCAAAAGCUGAUAACCCUUGUAUCCUCCUAUCCAUGGUCAUGUCCUCAGUCAUGUGGAGCAACGCCAUAUCUUUCCUAAUUACCUCUCCCCAAUACUUUUUCGGUCUGCCUCUACCUCUGGUCUGAUUAAGUUUUGUUCAUAGAUCUUAAAAAGAUUCUAACGAUGACUGAAGCCUUUAUUUUGAAGAGUCAUAUGUACAUGUUCCUAUGGCUCAGAUGAGUAUUAUUGUUUAUAUCAUCACGACUAUAAACAUUAUUUUGUUCCUAUUAACAAAACAUCCCCUUUUUCUUCGUCGUGAACAAACACAAUCCUUACACACACCUAGGAGCAUGCACCCUUCCUGCAUAUUCAUACAAGAAUCGAGUAGGCAGGCUGAGGUCCUACAAGGUACCCCGGUCUAUUGCUCUUUCCUUGUAGCUAUUUCACUUUAGAAGGUUGGUUCACAGGUACAACCUUUGUAACUUCAUGGUAUACUUAUGGAUUGAUCAUUAUUUGACUUAA